AAAAAGCUGAGGACAUUCAGCAGCUGUAAAGCCAAGAGUAAAGCAGCAAGGGCCUGGCUUUCCCAACAUGGAGAAAUUUAAGGCUGCUAUGCUGCUGGGAAGUGUUGGAGAUGCUCUCGGUUACAGAAAUGUCAGCAAGGAAAACAAUGCUCUGGGUGCAAAGAUCCAAGAAGAACUGAAACAAAUUGGAGGACUAGACCAGCUCAUGCUUUCACCAGAAAAAUGGCCAGUGAGUGACAACACCAUCAUGCACACAGCGACCGCCGAGGCACUCACCACAGACUACUGGUGUCUGGAUGACCUGUACCGGGAGAUGGUGAAGCACUAUGUGGAGAUACUUGAGAAGCUUCCAGGACAUGGGCCUGACCCAGCUACCAUUGAAGGCUGCUUGCAGUUGAAGCCAGAUAAUUAUCUCCUCGCCUGGCAUACACCUUUCAAUGAAAAGGGUUCAGGAUUUGGAGCUGCCACCAAAGCAAUGUGCAUUGGCAUGAGAUACUGGAAGCCUGACCGGCUGGAAACCCUUAUUGAAGUUAGCAUCGAGUGUGGCAGGAUGACACAUAACCAUCCUACAGGCUUCCUCGGGUCACUGUGCACGGCCCUGUUUGUAUCUUAUGCCAUCCAAGGAAAGCCACUCGUGCAGUGGGGGAGAGAUAUGAUGAAGGUGGUUCCGCUGGCUGAAGAAUAUUGUAAAAAGACCAUUCGGCAUAUGGCAGAAUACCAGGAGCAUUGGUUUUACUUUGAAGCUAAAUGGCAGUUUUAUUUGGAAGAGAGAAAGAUCAUUGAAGACAAGGAAAACAAAGCCACCUUUCCUGAUAACUAUGAUGCAGAGGAGAGAGACAAGACUUACAAGAAAUGGAGCUCAGAAGGUCGAGGGGGCAGAAGAGGCCAUGAUGCACCCAUGAUUGCAUAUGAUGCUCUUUUAGGAUCGGGGGACAAUUGGACAGAGCUCUGCAACCGAGCUAUGUUUCACGGAGGUGAGAGUGCAGCUACUGGAACAAUCGCGGGUUGCCUGUUUGGAUUGCUUUAUGGCCUCAACAAAAUUCCCAAAGGCUUGUACCAGGACCUCGAGCACAAGGAGAAACUAGAGCAAUUGGGUGAAGCUCUUUAUCGCCUGUCCACAGAAGAAAAGUAAAGCCAUUUCUGCCAUUUUCCCUUUCUAAAGAGACUUUUCCAAAUUCUAAAUGCCCCACUAGUAUUCACAUGCAAGCUAAUAGGCUUUACUUUGUUAAUUUUGUAUGUGUGUGAUUUUCAUCUUGCAAAGAAUCCAUGCAUUAUUGGCCAUAGUUAAAUUUUAACUUUUCUCCUCUCAAUUCCAUAAUCUCAAUUGCUUUAUAAAAUACAUUGUUUGUCCUAUGAGAAUAUUUUUCCCUUAUCAUAACCCAAUCCUAGUGUAUUAUUGAUAUUACAUCAAUUUUUCCACACCCAAACUUCAAAAAGCAGUGGUUAUUAAUAGUCUCUUGGACAAUUGGUGUAUUUUAUUCUAGUGCAAAACUAAUGCUAUCGCUCACUUAUUUCAACAAAACUAACCACAAUAGCUCUCCUUAUCUGUGCCUCCCCUAUUUGUAAAAGCCUUCCAUCACUGUAUUUUUCUACCACUUAGACAUGUAUUUUGACAACUGACAAACCUGUUGCCUCCUCAUUCUUUCAUUAAUAUUUUGGUCUCUUAUUGGCUGUAUGAUACAUUUGUAUUAUUAAUGCAGAUGUUUCUACAACAGAAACACAAAUCAGGAUGUAACCAAAUAGUACUGCGUUUAACCUCCCCAACCUAUGUUUUUAAUCACACUAGAUCUUUAAAAACAACCUCUUUUGGGAAAACUUGCAGAGGAAACCAGGAAAUAAAUGAUUCUCAUGCCUAUC
Molecule: messenger RNA, 1857 nt
Organism: Choloepus didactylus (southern two-toed sloth)
Lineage: Eukaryota; Metazoa; Chordata; Mammalia; Pilosa; Megalonychidae
Gene: ADPRHL1
Product: ADP-ribosylhydrolase like 1
Exons: 7
Coding region: 68-1132 (354 amino acids)
Biological process (GO): protein de-ADP-ribosylation
Molecular function (GO): magnesium ion binding; ADP-ribosylarginine-[protein] hydrolase activity
Source: RefSeq, a predicted model, not a curated record